CAAAGUUCUGGAAGAAAGGAUUUGGACCCAUCUUUUUCUAUACUGGCAAUGAAGGUGACAUCUGGACUUUUGCUCAGAACUCUGAUUUCAUAUUUGAAUUAGCAGAGGAACAGCAAGCACUUGUGAUUUUUGCCGAGCAUAGGUACUAUGGGAAGUCUCUUCCAUUUGGACUUGAGUCAACACAGCUGAAGAGGACUGGUCUGCUGACUGUGGAACAAGCCCUCGCUGACUAUGCAGUGCUAAUUACCGAGCUUAAGCAGCAGUACGGUGCCGCAGACUGCCCCGUCAUUGCUUUUGGAGGCAGCUAUGGAGGAAUGCUGAGCGCUUACAUGAGGAUGAAAUACCCCAACAUUGUGGCUGGAGCAUUAGCUGCCAGUGCUCCUCUGUUGUCUGUGGCUGGGCUUGGAGACUCCACUCAGUUCUUCAGAGAUGUGACAGCAGAUUUUCAGAAGUCCAGCCCAGGCUGCGUUGCAGCUGUCCGCAAAGCCUUCCAGCAGAUAAAGGACCUGUGCCUGAGUGGAGCCUAUGAUGAAAUCAGCAGCAAGAUGGCCACAUGCAAUAAGAUCUCUAACAAGGACGAUGUUUACCAGCUUUUUGGGUUUGCUAGAAAUGCCUUCACCAUGAUGGCCAUGAUGGACUACCCUUACAAAACCGAUUUCAUGGGUCACCUCCCUGCCAAUCCAGUGAAGGUUGGCUGUGAACAAAUCCUUGCCCACACAGACCCAGUACAAGGCCUGGCUGCUCUUGUUGGGGUGUUCUACAACUCCUCCGGCUCAGCCCAGUGUUACGACAUAUACCAGCUGUACCGCUCCUGUGCUGACCCCACGGGCUGCGGCAUCGGCUCAGACGCUGAGGCCUGGGACUACCAGGUUUGCACCGAGAUCAACUUAACUUUCAACAGCAACAACAUGUCCGACAUGUUCCCCGAGAUGCCCUUCACGGAGGCCAUGCGAGAGCAGUACUGCUGGAGCAAAUGGCACGUAAGGCCACGAGCACACUGGCUGCGGACAAACUUUUGGGGAGGAGACCUGAAAAGUGCAAGCAACAUCAUUUUUUCAAAUGGAGACUUGGACCCGUGGGCUGGCGGUGGGAUAAACAGCAGCCUCAGUCCUUCACUCAUUGCACUGACCAUUAAAGGCGGCGCUCAUCACCUCGAUCUCCGAGGACACAAUCCAGCCGACCCCCCAUCUGUCACGGAGGUGCGCAAGCUCGAAGCGAGCAUCAUCAACGGCUGGGUGAAAUCUGCCAGGAUGGAAAGAGCACAGGAGAGAGGCUCAGGGGCUUCAGCAGGCGGACGGCUGUGA
Leptosomus discolor (cuckoo roller) is the source of this 1304-nucleotide messenger RNA. NCBI's taxonomy places the organism in Eukaryota, Metazoa, Chordata, Aves, Leptosomiformes, Leptosomidae. The record is from RefSeq and is a predicted model, not a curated record.